AUGAAAUCAGCUUGGUCUGCAACGACUCUCUCUACCUUUGUCGGACUCGAUGAUAUCGACGAGGACUACUCUAAAGACAUUCAGCAAGCAUUCGCUGAUCAUGCGAAGCUCUGCUCAGAAGUUUACCUUCCUCCGCGCUGCCCGCUCCGCGAACUCCAGCCUCGAGUCAUGUUUCGCUCGAGAAAGACAAAGACGUACGGGGAAUACCAUGUAUACGGCGAUACCAUGCACAUCGUUUUCCGUGGCUCAGUGUCGGCGAGAGCAUGGUUGACAAAUUCGAAAGUGCCUCUUACACCGUACGUUCUCAACAGCCAUGUGAAGGUUCAUGCUGGCUUCAAUGCGAUUGUGGAGGAUUUGAUGAACGAAACUGGUCCUCAAGGCUUGACCUCAUCAGUAAAGGACUUCUUGGAGAACUGCAGAAGAUAUACGAACCGUCAACCCAAAGUGAUCGUUCAUGGUCACAGUCUUGGCGGAGCCAUUGCCGUCCUGGCAGCGCCGUAUGUCCUCAAACUCGUUCAUGCUGCGAAGCAGUCAGCGAAGUUGAUACCAUUUCCUGAAGAUCAGGUGGCACAGGUCAGUUGGUAUCGUUCGUCAUCUACACCGCAUCCGAUUCGCGUGUACACGUGUGGCACACCACGCGUCGGUGACGAUGCCUUCACGGCAUGGUACACCGCCCUCUCCAUCCCCACAGUCCGCUACACCUUCGGCACAGAUCUUCUGGUAUCCCUUCCUCCCCGCUGGCUGGGUUACAAGAGUCAUGUCGGCAUUGAGGUACACCUGACGAAGGACCAGAGGGGACAGCUUAUCUUCACUGACUGCAAUCAGUUGCACGCAAGGGCGUGGGAUGUCGCGAACAGAAUUAAGCACCAUCAGGCGUAUUUGACGGGACCGAUGUCGAGCGUGAAGAUGGCAGUGCUCAUGAACUUCCGUCGAUCGCCGUCACGGGAACAACUGAGGAGUUCACAAUUGUGGGAGAAUGUUUAUGGUGAGGGCGAACCUAUCGUAUAUGAGGUGGCAAGAAAGGAAGUGGAGGUGGUCGAGAAGAACAAACGCCAUGCCUGGUAUAUUGCGGCAAAAGAGGAGCCAGUAGAAGAGACCUCCGUUCCUGGUCUGGGUACGGACGACGUCGACUUAAUAUAUUACCUAUAA
Messenger RNA from Saitoella complicata NRRL Y-17804, 1149 nucleotides. Its product is annotated as alpha/beta-hydrolase. Gene Ontology annotation, biological process: lipid metabolic process. Bases 1 to 1149 code for a protein of 382 amino acids. Lineage: Eukaryota; Fungi; Ascomycota; Saitoellomycetes; Saitoellales; Saitoellaceae. The transcript has 2 exons. The record is from RefSeq and is a predicted model, not a curated record.